Molecule: messenger RNA, 779 nt
Organism: Lasiosphaeria miniovina
Lineage: Eukaryota; Fungi; Ascomycota; Sordariomycetes; Sordariales; Lasiosphaeriaceae
Product: ribosomal protein L36e
Exons: 5
Coding region: 183-500 (105 amino acids)
Biological process (GO): cytoplasmic translation
Cellular component (GO): ribosome; cytosolic large ribosomal subunit
Molecular function (GO): structural constituent of ribosome
Source: RefSeq, a predicted model, not a curated record
CCCCAUUUCUGGAUUAGCUACCCCACCCUCUCCAGCCACUCGCACAGAACUUUCGGUAGCUAGAAAAUAGGUCGUCGAUAUUAUCGGACUUUUUUCCCCUCAAGUCACGACGACCACUUUUCGACCACCACACCGACGGACCGCCCACCACCCCGUUUCCGUCAACCAUCUCAACAGUCGCAAUGGCCAAAGAAGCCCCCAAGACCGGCCUCGCCGUUGGCCUCAAGAAGGGUCACCAAACCACCGCUCGCGUUUCCAAGCCCAGAGUGUCCCGGACCAAGGGCCACCUCAGCAAGCGCACCCAGUUUGUGCGCGGCAUCGUCAAGGAGGUCGCUGGCCUCGCCCCCUAUGAGCGUCGCGUCAUCGAGCUGCUCCGUAACGGCAAGGACAAGCGCGCGCGCAAGUUCUCCAAGAAGAAGCUCGGAACUUUCGGACGUGCCAAGGCAAAGGUUGAGGAGCUCCAGCGUGUGAUCGCCGAGUCUCGGAGAGCUGCCCACUAAGUGCAGUAAGUGGUUUGGGUGUAACGGUGGUCUGCCUCGGUCUUUGGGCGCAUGGUUUGGUGUGCUUCAUCACGGAUCUCUCGGGGCUCAUUAUAUCAGGAUGGUCUCUGGGGAAAAUAUCUUUCUGCAGGUUGCAGCAAGAUAGCCUCAUAAUGGCAAAGCAAUGAACUUGGCAUCAAAUGCCCAUUUUGUCAAGCUCUGCUGGGUCGUGAGCCUUCUUUCCAAGGCAAUAUAUAUACAUGAUCCGAACAGCCUCAAACACGAGUAGCAUUUCACCUC